Molecule: messenger RNA, 636 nt
Organism: Pseudogymnoascus destructans
Lineage: Eukaryota; Fungi; Ascomycota; Leotiomycetes; Thelebolales; Thelebolaceae
Exons: 2
Coding region: 1-636 (211 amino acids)
Molecular function (GO): protein binding
Source: RefSeq, a predicted model, not a curated record
AUGGCCAUGUUUGACAGACAGGGGAUUCCGGAGUCUAUUCUGUACGAUGACAGAGGUAAGCUGCAGUUUGAGGAUGCGGUGGCGCCAUUGACAAGUUUGUCUCUGAUUAAGCUUCAGAGUACGAAGCAGCCAGAGCAGCAGGUCGGGGAGCAUCUGUUUGAGAUGCACGACUUGGUGCAGCUGGCGACGAGGAAGUGGCUGGAAGUACAUAUGCAGGUGGGCAGGUGGGAGAAGGCGUCGCUGCGGAUUAUGGCUGCUGCUUUCCCAAGCGGGAAGCACGAGACAUGGGCGGCUUGUCAAGUGCUCCUUCCGCACGCACGAAAGGUGCUUGGCUACGUUUUAGAAGAGACGAACGCAACACUGGAUCGAUCGAGGAUUGCAGAUAACACAGUAUGGUAUCUUUUCCUUGUAGGGGAGUAUGCAGCAGCGGAGAAGAUUGGGCGGACUGCAGUAGUGGGGAGGGAGGAGCAAGCUUGGGUCCUGUUGGAGAGGCAGGGCAAGUACGAAGAGGCGGAAGCGAUGCACCGGCGAGCUCUGGAAGGAAGGGAGAAGGUCCUUGGAGUAGAGCAGCCGCACACGCUUACCAGCAUGGCCAACCUGGCCUUUGUGGAGUCAAAGAUAGUGGAAGGAGGCUGA